AUGUUCAGCAGGUUGAAAAAGUUGCUCGGGGCUCCAGAGCCUCCCCCUGCCCAAGCUGCUGCUACCCCGCCUCCCAGCUCAGCUCCACCAGCAAAGGAAGAAAAGCCCCCAGAAAAGAAGGAUGAAAAAGAGCAGCCACAGAAAGAGGAGGAAAAGAAAGUAGAGGAAAAAAAGGAAGAUGAAAAGACAGAGGAAAAAAAAGAAGAGGAGAAGAAAGAAGAAGUAAAGAAAGAAGAAGAGCCCAAGAAGGAGGAGCCAAAGCCAGCACCUGCUGCAGCUGCUCCUGCUCCUGCUCCUGCUCCUGCUGCUGCUCCUGCUGCUGCUCCUGCUUCCGGUGCUCCUGCCAAUCCAGAGGGGGGUGAAGGUGAAGAGCCGCCUCCUCCUCCACCUAUUGUCUACUCUCGCUUCACAGAUGAAAUGCUCAGACACGUGCUCAAGAACAUGAGAGAUCGGACAGAGGCGCUCAAAGAAAAAGCCAUUGACCCUUAUGCCACUUCGCCAGAAAUCACCCCACCAGUCACACCUAUUCUGAGGAAGGAUGACUACAUUAAACUGAAGGAAGAGGAGCGAAUAGCAAAAGAGGAAGCGGAUAAAAAGAAGGCAGAAGAGGCGGCCAAAAAGGCAGAGGAGAAGAAGAAAAAGGAUGAGGAGAAAAGAUUGGAGGCUGAGAAGAAAGCAGAAGAGGAGAGGCUGGCAGAGGAGGCCAGGAAGAAAGCGAAGAUCCUCCCGGACAUCAGCUGCUCCUGCUUUGACGUCCUCUUCAGUCCAAUAGAGAGCAAAAUGGAUAGCAUCCUGGGAAUCACUAUAGAUCCUUUCACAGAUCGCCGGUACAUUGCCUGGAUGUCCCUGGUAGCGCUGGCAUACAACUACAACACUUGGCUUUGCACUGUCCGGAUGGCCUUCCCUUUCCAUAACAAAACCAUCAACCCCUUCUGGAUAUUUUUUGACAUUCUCAGUGACAUAGUGAAUGUUAUUGACAUCAUAGUUUGGCAGCCGCGACUGCAGUUCGUCAAAGCUGGAGACAUUAUCAAAGACAGAUCAAUGGCGAAGACACAUUAUAGGAAAUCUAUGCGAUUCAAGACUGAUAUCUUCAGCAUUAUCCCCUUUGACCUUCUAUGCCUACACUUUGAAUUCUCCACCGUGUACCGAAUCAACCGCUUUAUCAGGAUUGAGUCCUUCUUUGAGUUCAGCGAUCGACUUGAAAGUAUCAUGGCCAAGGCCUACAUCUGGAGAGUGGCUCGGACCACAGGUUACCUGCUAUUCAUGCUCCAUCUCAACGCCUGUAUAUACUAUGUUGCCUCAGUAAGCCAGGGUCUUGGAACGACUACCUGGGUAUAUGAUGGCAAAGGCACAGCGUACCUGCGCUGUUACUACUUUGCAGUCCGCAGCCUAAUCAACAUCGGGGGUCUUCCAGAGCCUGUAACCAUCUUUGAGAUUUCCUUUCAAAUGUCCAACUUUUUCAUUGGCGUCUUCGUGUUCUCCAGUUUGAUUGGACAGAUGAGAGACGUCAUAGGAGCAGCAACAGCAGGUCAGACAUAUUUCAGGGCAUCAAUGGACGGCUGUGUUGAAUACAUGAACACCAACUCCAUCCCCAAUUAUGUCCAGAACAGAAUCCGCACCUGGUACAACUACACCUGGGCAUCACAAGGCAUGCUGGAUGAGUCUGAGCUGCUGGAUAAGAUGCCUCUGGUGAUGAAAACCGCCAUCGCUGUUGACAUCAACCUGACCACAUUCCAGAAGAUAGCAUUGUUUCAGGGCUGCGACCAGCAGAUGUUGGUGGACAUGUUACUGAGGUUAAAGUCAAUCAUCUAUCUACCUGGUGAUUUUGUUGUGAAGAAGGGGGACAUCGGUAAAGAGAUGUACAUCAUUAAAAGUGGAGCUGUGCAGGUGGUGGGAGGACCUGACAACAGCAUUGUGUUUGUCACACUGAAGGCUGGCUGUGUGUUUGGAGAAAUCAGUUUACUGCAGUCUGCCAAAGAUGGAGGAAACAGGCGCACAGCUAACGUGAAAGCGCACGGCUUUGCUAACCUUUUUGUCCUAGAGAAGAAGGACUUGUUUGAUAUCCUCGUCCACUACCCAGAGUCUCAGAAAGUGUUGGCCAGGAAGGGAAGGAAACUGGUCAAAGCCAAAGGCCCUGCAGGUGCUAAAGCCGAGGAAAAGCCGAAAGGUUUGGCUGGGUUUGGACCAAAACCACCAACCCCCAAGAUAAUGAAACUCUUUGGCAAUUUCCGCAAAGCCAAGGUAAAGUCUUUCCUGUGAUGCAUUUACAGAUAAGAGGGAUAGUUCGAUUUA
Molecule: messenger RNA, 2292 nt
Organism: Plectropomus leopardus (leopard coralgrouper)
Lineage: Eukaryota; Metazoa; Chordata; Actinopteri; Perciformes; Serranidae
Source: RefSeq, a predicted model, not a curated record